AUGUUAUUCGUUCAAUGUCUUCUCCUACUACACACUCUUUUCGAUAGUAGGGUUGCGGCGUCCCCUGCAUUUUUCGGACACGACAGACACGGAUCAGCAGCUCACAAGGCGAUACAUUCAAAACGGAAUCCCGUUGACGCUGGCUAUCAGCCCAUAUGUCUGUCUCUGCCGACAGUAUUCAGCCGUCAGGAAGAUGUGGUCGCCAAGAUCCGAUCCACUGACGGCACCUGCAACCCUGACGAGCACGUUGCGCCCCGAUCCCUACUUCAAUCAACAACCCCGAAUCCAAAUUCAGGACUACCCGGUCUUUACGCUCGCCAAGCAGAUGAUCCGUACGCUUGCAAUGAGAACAAACCCUGCAGCAAUGGGGCUUGCUGCGCUAAAACUGGCUACUGCGGAUAUGGCGCGAAAUCCUGCGGUACCAAUGGUCAAUCCCCCAACGACAAAUGUUGGAGCAACUGCGAUGCCCAUGCAGAAUGCGGUCGGGACUCAGAUCCCCCUAACAAGGAAUGUCCGCUCAACGUUUGCUGCAGUCAAUUCGGCUUCUGUGGAAUGUCAGACGAAUUCUGCAAGGUGACCGACGAUAAAGAAACCAGCUGCCAGAGCAACUGCGAUCAGCCUGGUAGCGGUGCAUCAGGAGGAAAUGUUCAGAAACGUGUUAUUGGCUACUAUGAGGCUUGGAAUUACCAAAAGAAGUGCAUUGGCAUGAGAAUGGGAGACAUCCCCGUGGGCAGCUUGACUCACAUCUACUACUCCUUCGGUUAUGUCAAGCCUGACACGUACGAUAUCGUUCCCAUGGACGAUGGUCAGCCAUUAUCUACCGACACUUUCACUGAGUUUGCGAGUCUCAAAAAGAAGAAUCAGGGACUCAAGGUGAUCAUUGCACUUGGUGGCUGGACAUUCAACGACAAUGGCACCAUUUGGCAGCCCGUUUUUAGUGACUUGGCUUCAACAUCUGAGAAACGAAGCCAAUUUGCCAAGAAACUCCUAACGUUCCUUGACCGCUACGGCUUCGACGGUGUAGACUUGGACUGGGAGUACCCUGGAGCGCCUGAUCGUGGUGGAAAACCCGAUGAUGGCGAGAAUCUCACCAAGCUCAUAAAGGAGAUGCGUUCUGAGUUUGAUAAGUCAGGAGGGUCUCAUAAGGAGAUCUCAUUCACCGCUCCUACUAGUUAUUGGUAUCUUCGACACUUCGAUAUCAAGGCCAGUGUUGAAGCUGCUGAUUUCGUCAAUGUGAUGGCUUAUGAUCUUCAUGGAAUCUGGGAUGCUGAGAAUCCUAUCGGGGCACAGAUUCUGGCUCACACUAAUCUCACAGAGAUCAACAAAGCGCUCGAUUUGCUGUGGCGCAAUGGCGUCGAAGCUGAAAAAGUCAACAUGGGGCUGGGCUUUUAUGGUCGAUCAUUUCAGCUCGCCGAUCCUUCCUGUUCGCAACCGGGUUGCCCAUUCAAAGGAGGUGCUUCUCCAGGCCCCUGUACAGCCAACUCAGGCACUCUCUCGUAUUUCGAGAUCAUGGAUAUCAUUGAACAGAACAAGUUGACGCCGUACUACGACAAGGAACACGGCGUCAAAUACGUCACUUGGGGUGGUGAUCAGUGGGUAUCCUUUGACGACUUUGAGACUUUCCAACAGAAAAUCGAGUUCUUCAACGCUUUAGGCCUUGGAGGUAUUCUCAUCUGGGCCAUAGAUCUGGACACGAAACAACUUGACGCGCUCGAAGCAGUCAUCUAUCCCGAACAGCUCGGUGCCAGAGCUGAAGAGGCGACCGUGGCGGACAACUGGCAGGACUCUGGCACAGGCCAGUGCAGAGUCACCGAUUGCGGCGUUGGCAGUUGCAAAAUCGGUGAAAUUGCCAUCACACAAACUCAGUGUGAGGACGAAGACUUUUGGGACGGAUCAUUCAAGGUCAAUACACUAUGCUGUCCUCUCGCAUCAGCUCCCAAGACGGAAGACUGUGAGUGGAGGGGCGGCGACCCAACCUGCAACGGUCAGUGCCACAGUGGCGAGGCUGCGCUCAUGUCCUCCUUGUACGGCGACGGGGGCAAGUGCAUCGACGGCCGCAAGUUUUACUGCUGCAAGGCUGAGGCAAAAAUGCCCGAUUGUGGCUGGACCGACUGUGGUGGUUCCUGUCCUGACACUCACAAUGAAAUGACAUGGGCAUACGACACCUGCAGCAAGAACAAGAAACGCAAGUUGUGCUGUAACAAGGAUGAAGGGUGGAAGAACUGCGCGUGGCACGGCAAGCCAGGCAGCUGUUUCGACAACCACUGCGAUACAGGUUGGCAAGUUGCUAUCACUACCUUGUAUGAAGGUGAGGGCGAAGACUGCGGCUUCUGGCACCCCGAACGCCAGCGAAGCUAUUGCUGCGACCCUCCAGAUGGAGAGUCACCAUUCUUGCCAGUACCUCUCGAGUACUUGUUCUCGAAUCCACCCGAUGAAGCCGAAGCAGACACAGAAUUCACCCUCAAGACGGAUCCAACAUACGGUGGAAGCAACACUGUGCCAUUUGCGGAACAGCCAGACAAUGCACCCUUCGGCUUUGUUAUCCUCACCAGUCCAGACGAGAUACAAGUCUCUCUAGACAAACGUGACGGAUCUCAUUGGGAGGUUUUUGAUUGCUUCGAUCCCAUUACGGAGGGCGAACACACGGUGCGGAUGAUGUGUACAGACCAGAGCGAGGACUCCAACUGUCACAAGAUUCACCUUGGUCAUGGCGCUCCCGGCACCAUCAUUCAGAUGCCAGACGGAUGCGGACCAGGAAAAUACGCCGUGGUCAAAACUCUCGAGCCAAGCAGGAACCAGAGCUUACCCCACCGUCUUGUGAAGAGAGGUUUAGCGGUGGUUGAUCCCAUAUACGACUUAACAUUCGACUAUCAGUUCAAGCGAGUACCUCGAGACCUGGGUAACACUCAAAUGAGAAUCGACUUCAGCAACGAGCCGGAGUACUGGAACAAUGUCGUAAAUAAGUCAGCCUCUAGCAGUAAACACCGAAAACGCACCCUGGAGGACGUCGGCGGUAGUCACAAACGCUGGCUGGAGGAAGAGUGGCGAGAAGACGCACACUUUGGAGCCCACUCUCCUGAAGAACUCCACAAGCGAUGGUUUGGCAGUGACGUCGUGGCCUGGCUCAAGGGAAUCAUCAACGGUGUCUCUGGCGGACUCGACAUUAGUCACACCUAUUCGGACGAUUUCAUCCUCAAGAUUAUCGAUCAGCGUCUGGAUUGCCCCAAUGUAGCGGCCAAGUUGGAAGUUAAAGCCGAGUGUCACAUUGAUGUCGACGUCAACUACGGAUUUACCCUCGUUGCCACGUUGGGAAAUCCCGGAAGUGUCAUCGAUCUCAGCGACUCGUUUUUGUACUUCCGCACCAAGGGCGAAGUGGAUGCAAAGUUCGUCGUCGAUGCUGUAGUCACGGCCAUGUUCGAUACGGGCGACAUUAUGAUGUUUUCCGCCGACAAGUUUGGGGCUGCUUUUGCCGUGCCUGGUAUCGUCACUAUCGGACCCAACUUCAAACUCUUUGGAAGACUAGAGGGCGAAGCAACUCUAGGCGUCAAUUUUGAGAGCAAAGUCAAGCUGGCAGAGUGGGACAUUCGCCAAACGUACCCCGUGGCCAACAACGACUGGGAUCCGGAAGCAUCCAAAAGCCCAGACAAGAAGGGUACACAAAAUGUGCUGGAGCCUGAAUUUGAUUACGGCUUAACACUGGAAGGCCAUCUCACUGCUCACGUCAAGCCAACAAUCACCUUUGGUAUCGACUUCAACCAAGACUUCAUUCCAAUUGACACUUGUGCUGUCAAUCUUGUUGCCGACGGUCACGUUACUUUCCACGCCGAAUUGAAGCUCAACAGCGAGUCCUCAUUCUGUUACGGUGUCGACGCUGGCGCGGAUCUCUAUGCAACGAUCGAAGCACCUUCGGAGUUCAGUUGGGCUCUUCCAAACUCGCCAUUCCCUAUAGUUCCUAUCGAUGAUGUUCAACUCUAUCCUACUGGAGAUCAGAAAGCUUGUAUCGAUAUACCUUUGAAGCGCGGACUCGACAGCAACUACCUCCAAGAGAAUACGAGCACGAUAUCAUCGGGUCGGUCCCAGCGUCGGCGCCCCCUGACACUCGACGAUGGGGAAAGCCAUCUCAACGCCCUUGGCAAGAGAGCACAAGUCUAUGGACCUUUGAUUCCUCGUCUAGAUGGCCUGAGCUGUCCUGGAGCCAUUGAUGUAGGUGAUAUACCACCAUGUCCUCUGUGUUCAGACGACAGCGGCGAUCUCCAGAAGCGUGCAGAGUCAUGCUGGUUGGAUCCUUACGCCACAGGAGUACCCUGCUCGUCGGACGUGACCGAAAAGCGCGAUCUCGAUUCCAUGCUCGCAAUGGACAAUGAAACCAUCUAUGAAGAUGUGGUCCGCAAACCGAUACCCUUUGAGCUCAGGAGCGAGCAUCAUCUAGAACGCAGUCUUAUGAAGCGCGAGCCCAAGGUGCUUGAUUGGGAAGGCUAUGAUCUUCCAUGCGGAACCUACAAAUAUUGCUCACAGGCAGCCAAGUCGGGUGGUGUGAAUAAGUGGUUCGGCUUCCGAGGCGGCGAGAAACAAUGCGAGACAGCGAUAACCAAAAUGACUAUCCGUGACGUAAACCCUAAGGAGUUUGUCACGGAGCAUAUCUACGAGGUCCAAAUGUUGAAGGUCUUCAUGUUAUGGCUCAUUAAAGGCCCCCAUCCCACAGGGUAUACAGCAGCAUCUCUAGACUGGGUUUCCAAUGUGAUUAUUGGCGGUAUCAAUCCAACUAGUACCAUUGUCCCACCCAGGGAUAUGAACUGGGACGCAGACACUGCGUUUUUUCAAAUGACAUUUGGCCUAGGUGGCGACCAUAAUCCUGGCGGACUCGCACUCGCCCAGAAAGGCAUGAAUGGGCGCAAGCAAAAGUUUUUCGAAGGCGGAACACCCGAUUCCAGGAACUCUUUCAACAAUCUUCAAACUCGACUCGGGCACCGCAACACUGCUGGCGUUUUCUCUUACAUGCGGAACACAGUCAUCUGGGGCAAAUUUGUCGCUUCGUCACAACACAUGGAACAAACACUGGCUGAGUUUGAUGCAAACUUCAACUGGAACGGCCAAAACGCAGAGAAUGUCGGUCAGCCGGGGAUCCCACAACGUGCCGCCGGCCAACCCGUAGCAGGAUUGCGAGACUUGUAUUGCUACUGGAUCGACAUGUUUCUUAGAGACAUUGAAGCCAAGGGUGUAGCAUGGUGGAAUGCUGCAGAGCCAGCAUACCGCCAGUCCUCCUACGGAAGCGACAACGAUGGCAUCAAGUGGCUCAAGAACGUCAUGAAUACAAAUGGACCAAUUUCACCAACGACAAUGCGCUUCUUGCAUGCUCGGAAUCAGCACGGACCCUUUGGUUCUAACAAUAACCCAACUGUACUGUGGGCGCAGAGUAAUUAUGACAGCUUGUGGGGCAAUGGACCAGCGGGCCCGUUCUGA
Messenger RNA from Alternaria atra, 5460 nucleotides. RefSeq lists its product as uncharacterized. Bases 1 to 5460 code for a protein of 1819 amino acids. The transcript is spliced from 5 exons. Lineage: Eukaryota; Fungi; Ascomycota; Dothideomycetes; Pleosporales; Pleosporaceae. Gene Ontology annotation, molecular function: hydrolase activity, hydrolyzing O-glycosyl compounds; chitin binding. The record is from RefSeq and is a predicted model, not a curated record. Gene Ontology annotation, biological process: carbohydrate metabolic process.